AUGGGUCCAGAGGAUUCGAAGCAUACGCCAGUCCUUAUACUGCACGGCGGCACUGGCAACAGCAACCAAAUGUACAACCAAGCGAACAUGCUCGCCCAGACUCGACGGGUGAUUCUUCAAGAUACUCGAGGCCAAGGUCGCAGUCCCUACGCCAACUUUGAAGGAUUCCACUACGAUGAUUUCACCCGCGAUGCAAUCGCUCUACUCGACCAUCUACACAUCCCACGGGUAGCAGUCCUUGGCUGGAGCGACGGCGCUAUUACCAGCCUCGACCUAGCAAUGAACUACUCCUCACGCAUCGAGCGCGUAUUCGCCCACGGCGCAAACAUUCAAGCGAACAUGAGUAUCCCCGGUACAAAUGAUCCGAUCAUUAACUCCAAAUCCGGAAGCCUCGACUCCGACUUUUCUACCAACGGUACUACAUUUUCUACGGAUACCUCACGACUACGCAAACGCGAUAAGUGCAACCCGUAUACAUGCGAGAGUCUUAGUCCUUUACCUUCACGCUGCGAAGAUAUGAAAGAUAGCGUGGACACUAUGUGGAACACAGAACCUAGUUGGGGCCCCGAGGCAAUGGCCAAAAUCAAAUGUCCAGUCUGGAUCGUCGAUGGAGACCAUGAUACCGCUGUUGAGAGAAAUCAAGUAGAUGCCAUGGCUGCCUGGAUUCCUUAUGCCGGUCAAUUGAUUCUACCGCAGGUCGGUCAUCAUGCUCUCCUUGAAGACCCGGUGUUCUUCAACUUUGCGGUUCAGUAUUUUAUGGAUAUGAAAUUCGAGGGAAACAUCCCUUACUACUGA
Penicillium cataractarum is the source of this 795-nucleotide messenger RNA. RefSeq names its product alpha/beta fold hydrolase. The transcript has 3 exons. Bases 1 to 795 code for a protein of 264 amino acids. The record is from RefSeq and is a predicted model, not a curated record. Lineage: Eukaryota; Fungi; Ascomycota; Eurotiomycetes; Eurotiales; Aspergillaceae.